Molecule: messenger RNA, 1892 nt
Organism: Aedes aegypti (yellow fever mosquito)
Lineage: Eukaryota; Metazoa; Arthropoda; Insecta; Diptera; Culicidae
Product: endoplasmic reticulum membrane-associated RNA degradation protein-like
Exons: 3
Coding region: 53-1798 (581 amino acids)
Source: RefSeq, a predicted model, not a curated record
GUCGCUGAAACGUUAUGCGACAAAGUUAAGAGUCGCGCGGGUUUGUUUUGUUAUGAUGCACGAAGACGAAAAGCAGGAAAAGUUUUAUUGUGAUGAAAUCGCAGACAUGCUGCUCGUGACGAAUGGUGAUUGUGAUUUUGAUGGUAACAAUUUUACCCAUCCCGAUGGCACACUGGAUUGGAAUGCCGUGGAGCAGUUCUUUGCAAGUGAUUUAGUUCCUCAUGAUAAGCCUUUGACCUACAAACAAUGCAGUGGAUUGAUGCCCAAAUUCCACGCCUUCUUGAAACGAUGUCCAAUCGUAGAAUACCUGCCCGAGAUGCUGACAUGGUGCAAUCGAUUAGAUGUGAUAGUUAUGUCGUUACAUGCAACGACGUUAACCAGGACGUUGAUACUCUCAUCUGUCCUUGAGUAUUCACUAGGAAACAUUUUCCUCAGCAGGACAGGUAUUACACCACCACAUUUGUUACGAGAUCUGCUGAUGACCGACACCUUGGCGACUGAGCUAGGUGAAACUAUUAUAUACCUUCUGAGACUCCUACUAGGCACCCCAAAUGGAAUCAACUUGAGAAAUUUGGUCUGGCAUGGUUUCCUCAGUGACGACGAUCUUAGCCCAAUCUACAACAAUUUCCUGCUGUUGAUUAUGACGUCGAUAGGAAAGGUUCUGCUCGAGCGAAACUCUGCCUUGAAGCAUCGAAGUUGUUCCCUUGAUGCUCAGAUGUUAGUCACUGAAAUGGGACUUGAAAAUUUCAAUGAAUUACAGUUGAAAAAUUGCCUCAUGAAUCAUCCACAAAUAUCGAAUCUUCAACUCAGAGAUUGGACGCAAACUUUGAAGUACUACAAAAAGGACCAAUUCUAUUUUUGUGUGAGUCACGCCCUAAUCCAGCUGGAAAUGUACCUUCGGAGAUUGUAUGGUCAACUCUACCGAAGGGAUUGGCGAGCAAAACUGGACGAGUAUUACAUAAUCAUGGACACCGUAUUUGAAGAGUACAAUUCCAUCACACAAGAUCGCAAUCGAAUGUAUGAUUAUUUUCCUAAUUCUCUGUUGGAACUGGUCUACGACCUAUUUUCAGCGAUGAACGGUCCAAGAAUACGAGACAAGCUAAGUCACGGAGAACUUCAGCUAGAUCAGGUCGAUAAAACCAUGGCCGAAGCAGUUCUGUACACUUGCUCUUUGGUCAUAGAGAACGAUUCAAAGUUUACCUAUAGAAGCGUAUAUCAUCCCAAUGCGAUUGCACAAGCCAAACUCAAGGAAUGCAAAGCUGCAUUGAACCAAAUUAAAACUUUAAGGUUUCCAAAGAACUUAAACGACUCGGAACCGGCUGGAGACGUCCCAUUCAUACCUGAGGUUUGCAUUAUGGAAAAGAUCAAUAUAUUUCAUCGUCCAGGCGGCGAGGAGAUAGUGGUAGGAUAUUUGCAAAGGAUAGCCACAACGCUGAAACUAGCUGCCAAGAAUCUUCACCAAUCACUGGGUUUGAAAAUAGGCGCCAUGGAAAGGAGAGAACUACGAUCUCGGGCAAGGAAUACGCUCAACAAUAUGCUGAAGAUGCUGCCGACAAUCACCGCAGCGUUUGAGCAUGUGCUGACCCUGUUGGUGUGGAUAUUCCACUGUCUUAUGGAAGCUGACGAGUUACACGAUUUGAAUAAACUUAUUAGAUUUAUGAAGUUUAUUCUAAAAUACACAGAAAAUGCGGCUAACAAUCUAGAUGCGAAGAACAACAUCUGGCUACCCCUGUACGAGACAUCAAGGCGCGAGCUGUACGAUAAAACUAGGCAAAAUCUUACGCUACUGCUGUGCUGAAUUUGAGUUUGGGAUUGAUAUAGAAGUGUGUAUUUAAUCUUUGUCGAUUUUUUGUGUCUCCCAUUAGUAGAGAUGUGGUGUAAAAUGGUUUAAG